AUGGCCGAGUUUGCAAGUGCAAUUAUAGGACUAGCUGCCGUGGGGAUUCAGACAAGCAAGAGUCUGCAUAGCUUGAUCGAAACGUACAAGGAUGCGCCAACUGAGAUUUUAGCCCUGUCAGACGAAGUCACCGCCUUCCGAACGAUGCUUUCGCAAUUGAAAGAAGUGGAUGAAUUGGAAGAGUGGACAUCGCAAGAGCGUGCCGACGCUAGGAAUUGUUUGGACGCAAUGUCAAAGAACGGAAAGCACGUUGCUCAAGAGAUUGAGAAGUUAAUCAGAAAUGCAGCGCGAGGCAUGGUCUUCAAGUAA
Messenger RNA from Pyrenophora tritici-repentis Pt-1C-BFP, 309 nucleotides. NCBI's taxonomy places the organism in Eukaryota, Fungi, Ascomycota, Dothideomycetes, Pleosporales, Pleosporaceae. The record is from RefSeq and is a predicted model, not a curated record.